CUCGUUUUGCAUCGGCCAAAGGAAGAAAAAAAUUCUUCCGCGAACCAACGUAGCCACACCAAAUUCCAUCGAUUUAUCGCCACUACUUCGCAUUCCACCUGCGAGCAGGACACGCGAAACGGGCUAACACCUCUCUUUCGCCUUCAGUACCACUCUAACUGGCCAACAACAGCGAUCAGUACCUGUUAGACGGUACCCAACGAAAGAACCAAAGCGUUGCUACGCAACGAUCGAAAACAGGAGAGCAGCCGGUCUACGCUGCUAACGUCACAGAAAAAUAUUCACCUAGAGCCCGAAGGUACGAAUACCGAUAGACCGGUCAUCUUCAGUCUUCAGUGGACAAGUGAUCUUUGAGACGCUUGGGUCGAACCUGGACUGAUGAAGUGCGUUAGGUUGAGACGAAUGACAUAUUAAGUGCACGCCUAUGAUGAUCCAUGGGUAAAUUUGAGGAUUAUUGUGUAGUUGAAUGCAGAAAAGUGGAGAAAUGAGUGCAGGAGAGUAGUGGUAAAGUGCUUAUAAUAGGGUGUUUCUUUUAAAAUUUGCUUGGAAAAAUAUUUUGGUUAUGAAGGAGAGAUCCGCCCUGAGCCUGCUGAUACCAGCGGUUCUGAUCUCGCUAACGGCCGCCCAAUGUCCCUGGCAACGAGAAGUUCCAGAACUACUCUCAGCCUGUUUAUGCUCCUACAACUUGGGACACGAACUAUCCGUGCAAUGUGAUAUCGUCGACUUUCGAGUGCUUUUGAGCGCUCUCAACAAAUACGCUACCGCGACACCUCUGGACCUCCUUUACAUCAAUAACUCUACGAUAAAUGCAAUCGGUGAUAAUACUUUUGUUAAAUUAAAAGUUCAAAGUAUGCAACUUUCGGGGUGUAAAAUAAAACAAGUUAGUGACGGUGCUUUCGUUGGACAAGAAUCGAAUUUGAGAAACCUGAAUUUACAAGACAACGAAUUAACAGAAGUGCCUGUGAAUAGUUUAAAAAAUCUAAAAAGUUUGAGUUUGCUAGAUCUAUCGCAUAAUAAGAUAAGUGUGGUGCCUUCCGGAGCAUUUGAAACUCUUCAAAAAUUGGCUACGUUAAAAUUGUCUGAUAAUAACGUGACUAUACAUGAUGGUGCUUUAAAAGGAUUAGAAGGAUCCUUAAAGAAUCUGAAUUUAAAAGGAACAAGACAAAAAGACGUACCUAAAGCAGUACAAGGAAUGAGGACGUUAGCAUUUCUAGAUUUAUCGCAGAAUCUUCUAAGGGAACUACCAGGUACCAGUGGAGAUAAAUCUUUCGAAGGACUUUCUUCUUUAACGGCUCUGAAUCUGGAACGAAACCUUAUCCAAACAUUACAAGAAAAUUCUUUUUACGGAAUAAGAAGAACUUUGAGCUCUUUAAGCCUCCUGAACAAUCUACUGCCCGAUUUUCCUACGACAGCUCUAAGUGCUCUAAAAGAACUAAGAGUUUUGGAUAUAGGUUUUAAUUUGCUUACGGAAUUGCCUGAAAAUGCAUUCAGAGGAAAUCCUUCGAUUACUUUGUUAGCACUUGAUGGUAAUCCUUUGGCUACGAUACCGUUUGAGGCGCUGUCGCACCUUAACAAUACAUUGAGGGGAUUAAGUCUCGGUGGGAGGUUCCUACAUUGUGACUGUCGAUUAGCUUGGGUCAUAAACUGGAUUCGCCAUGGUGAUCUCCAAGUGACGAGCAGAGAGCGAAAUCCACAAUUCUGCGGCAGCCCUCCAAGGUUCCGUGAUAGAGGCUUCUACAGCAUCCAGCCAGAAGAACUCUCCUGCUCCGCUAAAGAUCGAUCCACCACAACCACCACCACUAUUAGCCCCACCAUACAAGUCAAGAAAAAUCCUGAAGAAACCAAACAAAAAGAAUCAGUAGGAGUAGCGACUGUAGUCAGCGCAGACUUAGACGAUUUGGUACAAGCUAAUCCAGACUUAUUAACCUCGACUUCUUCUACAACCAAACUACCUGCAAGAACGACUACUGUAAUUAGUACGUCAUCUUCAUCUACAACUAGCAAAGUGACCACGGCAUCAUCAACUACUUCUAAAACUACAACGAGUUCUAAGUUGAAAGCAGCAGCAGCAGCUGCUGCACCAGUUUGGAAGACUACACAAAAACCUCCGGUUGUAUUAGCCUAUCCUGGAGCUAGGGGCAAAGCUGAUGAGAGCAAAGAAGUGAUUGUUAAGAACGCUUUCAGGCAAGACAAUGCUGUAAUCAUACAGUGGGGAUCCGAGACAGCAAAUAUACUCGGAUUUAGAGUAGUAUACAGGCUAUUUGGCGAUAAGAGUUUUAAACAAGGUCCUCCUUUAGAAGCUAGCGAAAGGGAGUUCAAAAUCAAAAAUGUUCCGUCACAGGAAUGCAUCAUAGUUUGCGUCAUAUCCCUAGAAGAGAUCAACGUCUCCCCAGACACAGUACCCUAUUCUCAAUGCAGAGAAGUCCGGACAGUAUCUUCAGCUUCUUCCAACAUGGACAAAAUCACGAUAGCGGCCAGCGCCGCAAUCUGCGGUACCAUCGUCGUAGCCGUAAUCGUCUUCAUAGCCGCCUCCAGGAGACGGUCUAGGAAGCUUCGCGAGCUACACCAACAGAAGAUGGGAAUGAAACACGGUAUACCAAUAGCCGGGUUGCCGGUCAACUGUUGCAAUGGAAUGCCCGCAAGCCCCGGUGAACCGUUGUCGUCGUUAGCAACCCUCAAUGCUUUCAACACGUCAAAGGAAUGGGAUCAAGUUUCCGCUUACAGUGCCCAUAGCCAGAGACCCAGAAUGUAUACCGUAGAUCAACCGCCUUCUCUAGAUGACAUGAGGUCUCAUUUUGGACCGAAAGGACAUAAAAGGUCGAACGCUGACGGCCAAUCGCAAAACAGUUUUUCCAAUCAUUCAGGCAGAUACCUAACGGCAAACGCUUUUCCAAACAAUCUUUUGGCUUCUAGACAAGAUCUCCGGCAAUCGCGUCAAUCGUUAGCUAUGCAAUCGGACAGAAUGUCAUCAAGAAUUCCGCAUCACAUCGCAGCUGCGCACUCUGUGGUGUCGUCCAGCAGACGUUCUAGGCCUAGAUCCAGGUCACGGGACCACAACAGGCCUAGCAGCCGCUAUAGCAAUGCGGGGUCGACUCACACUUUGAAUAACUACUGUGAUAACUCCGACAACUGGACUGAUCACGACAUGGAUAUUUACAUGGCAAGAAAUCCCACCACGAGGAAUGGUUUGGUGCCGUUGUGAGAAGAUUCGACUGAGAAUAGAGUAUAUAAUUUAUAUAACGGCUACUUUGUGUGACGCAAAUUAAAUAAAUUUAAAGAUCCGUUGUGAAGACACUGUUAUUUGCUAUUUUUUUAAAAAAUUGUUAUUUUUGUUUAUCUGAUUCGAAAUGUAUGCCUAAAAAUUUUGUUUCUUCUUAAACCUGCGUAAAAUAGAGGCAUAUCUAGGGGUUUGUAAAUUAGCACUCGAAUCUGGGCCAGUUUGUAUUUUUUAAUAUAAAUUACUUGACCUUUGGCAUUAAAUGAAUACAUGUACAAAUAGUGACGAAACAAAGGCUUCAAUAUUAUCUUUAAAAAAUAGGAAUUCAACUUUGAUACUCUCUAACUUUAACAGCUGUUAAAUUUAAAAAAAAAUUGUUCGCAGAAUGUUUCUACAUUUUUUAUGAAUAUUUUCUGAAAUUUUGAAGUACAUAUUUUCAGUUAAAUCAGUUUUUAGCAGAAAAAACUAUCAUAAAUCCACAAAAUAGUUGUUUUAUAAAAUAGUAGUCGGAUAAAAUUCUUUUAGAAUAGA
This is a messenger RNA of Psylliodes chrysocephalus, 3748 nucleotides long. The record is from the annotation of a GenBank genome assembly. Lineage: Eukaryota; Metazoa; Arthropoda; Insecta; Coleoptera; Chrysomelidae.